AUGGCGGGAUUAGACUAUGUGGACGAAUUUUAUUUCUCAGCAUUAUUUGAUCAUGAGGAGCAAUUGUUUCCAAUUUCAGAUGAAAUGUAUGCUGAGGAAUUGCAAUUGCAAGAGGCCUUAUAUUCCGCAGCCACAAUUUCAGUAUUCAAUAAGUUUAAAAGUGUUAAGAGGGAACCCGGAGAAUCUUCUGGAACAUUCUGCACUAUCUGUACAAACAACAAACUCGCAAACGAAAUGUUCGUGACUGGGACUUGUUCACAUUCUUUCUGUGUAAACUGUGUUACCAAAUAUGUUACUAGAAAAGUAGUACAAGAAAAUGUUAGCGUUAUAAAGUGUCCAGAUAUUGCUUGUACAGCCGUAAUUAAACCCAAGUUCUGGCGAGAAAUUGUUCCUAAGGAAGUAUUGGAUCGAUUGGAGAAUGCUAUGUCUGCAGAAUCUCUGUUUUCGGGUUCGAUGAAAUUGCAUUGUCCUUACAAGGGCUGUUCGGCUAUGUUGGUUGUUGAUGGGAGUGAAAAUGUGAUAGACUCUGAGUGUCCUAAUUGCCAUCGAUUGUUCUGUGCUCAGUGCAAUGUGUCGUGGCAUGAGGGAUUUGAGUGCAAGGAGUUUCAGCGUUUGGGCAGAUCAAACGAGAAAGGGAAAGAAGAUGUGAUGCUGAUGGGAAUUGCUAAGAACAAGAAGUGGAGGAGAUGUCCUAAGUGCAAAUGCUAUGUUGAAAAGGGUGAUGGCUGCUUGCAACUAACUUGCCGGUGUCGGCAUUCAUUUUGCUACCGCUGUGGAUUGGACCACAGCUCUCGACAUAUUUGUGCAACUUAA
Solanum dulcamara is the source of this 813-nucleotide messenger RNA. RefSeq names its product E3 ubiquitin-protein ligase RSL1-like. Gene Ontology annotation, molecular function: ubiquitin conjugating enzyme binding; zinc ion binding; ubiquitin protein ligase activity. The transcript is spliced from 2 exons. The coding region runs from base 1 to 813 and encodes 270 amino acids. The record is from RefSeq and is a predicted model, not a curated record. Gene Ontology annotation, biological process: positive regulation of proteasomal ubiquitin-dependent protein catabolic process; protein polyubiquitination; ubiquitin-dependent protein catabolic process. Gene Ontology annotation, cellular component: ubiquitin ligase complex; cytoplasm. NCBI's taxonomy places the organism in Eukaryota, Viridiplantae, Streptophyta, Magnoliopsida, Solanales, Solanaceae.